AUGUUUAUUAUAAAAAGUAACCUACUGAGUGAUAACACGUUGGACACGAACGCAAAAAAAGAGCACACCAAAAUAAACAAAUUCUUAAUCAUACUGAUUGUCAUCCUUAAUGUGUUAAGCCUUAUCUUCACGCUGCUGCUGGCCGUCAAAUUUUACCUCUGUUCCUAUAAUGUAACGGCGUUCCUGCUGCUCCUAACCCAGACGUGCCUGUGGUCGUACUUGGCCAUCCUGAACGUCUACGACCAGAAGUUUAUUUUUUCCCUGUCCUCAUUUUUGGGAUUUCACUUAUACACGCAAUGCUACCAAAACUAUGACAAAUUAUUCCUGUCGGACGAAAUCCAAGAAUACCACUUCAUGUCCGUUGCCCUUUCGCACCUGCCUUUUCUCUACAUUUGCUACGACAUUGUCAUAUUUCAGUAUGACAGCGUUUUUAUAAAAAGCACGCUAGACUACACCUAUAAUGACAGCUCCCUCAUAGUCCUGAAUUUUUUAAGGGGAAUAUUUUGCUCCCUGUCAAUAGCAAUCAUUUUUAUAAUCUCCAUGAUCUUAAACAUACAGAACACGUUCAGGACGUAUCCCCUGCUUAAGCUGUCCAACAGCAAAACUAAGAAGUACCUGUUAUCCGUGUUCCUGUUUUACCUGAUCGACUCGCAAAUAAGGAUAGUCACAUUUCUCUUCAUCAUCGAAACGUACGAAGUUAACCCGUUCAAAAUAUUCGUUUUUAUAUUCUCUCAGAUUAUGACCAUAUGCGUGUGCAUCGCCUUCGAUACGCACAUUUUUAAAAACAUAAUUAUUGGCAUCUCCUCAAUUUUGGUGUCUCCCCUGUCUAUUAUAUUGCACUCAACGAACAGAAAUUAUAGUAACGAGAGGGUGGUGCGACUCAGCAAGUUGCUAAUCAAUUUUCGCUUUUUCGAGUUUUUUUUAAUACUUUUUUAUGGGUCAUUAUAUUAUGACGAUGAGGAGAUAGGAAACACCUUCAUACUGUAUAUACAGCUGAUUAACCUCAUAUUGCUAUUCUUUCUCAUAAUAAUAUAUAAAAAGGUGCUGUCUUACAAGAGGAAGUUUGACGAAAACGUGGACGAGCUCAAUGUAGAUUUAUACAACAAUAUAAAUGACAACUAG
This is a messenger RNA of Plasmodium vivax (malaria parasite P. vivax), 1122 nucleotides long. RefSeq lists its product as hypothetical. NCBI's taxonomy places the organism in Eukaryota, Apicomplexa, Aconoidasida, Haemosporida, Plasmodiidae. Bases 1 to 1122 code for a protein of 373 amino acids. The record is from RefSeq and is a predicted model, not a curated record. The transcript is spliced from 8 exons.